AAUAACUUAACACCAAUGAGAGAGAAAAUACUGUAGGUCAGCUUGUUGUUAGUGAAGACAGCGGUACGAGAAGCUUGACUCAACGUAAACAACAAGCUUAGAGUCGGUCGGUGCAUCACGGACGAGGAGACUAGAACAACUUGCAUACAUAAUAAGAGGAAAUUAUAGAUAUAUAGGAGUAGAAAGUGAUGGCAGAAGAUUGGAAAUCAUGGUCGUUCAGGCAGAAGAUCAUCAUGCAGCUGGAAGAUCAUAUUCGACAAACUCCAGCUGGUAGUUCGAGAGGAGCACAUGACCUGGAACUUCAGGUGUUCCAAAGGGCGACCAAGAAAGAUGAAUAUCUGCAGUUCAUUGGACGUAUUUUAAUGCAUUUGACUGAUUUGAUUCAAAGUAAUAAUCAACAAAGUAAUAACCCACACCUUGCUGAAGUCUUAACACGCCAACCAGGGCCUGGUGCUAGGAUGACGGGUGGUACGGCUAGUCAGAUGAUAGGACCAGGUGGACCAGUUGUAACUGGUCCAAACACCACAACCAUAAUGCAGGGUGCACCCAGAAUUGGUCAGCCUAUGCCAGCUAACAUACCAAAUCAGGCUGCAGAUAUGGCUAAUUGGCCAACAAAUAAUCGUCAGCGGUUAAAUGAGAUGCAAAUGUCUGGUGUAAACAAAAAGCCACCUGUGAUGACUAUGAGUCAACUUGGUUCUCAGCCUUUGAAGAUAAAUCAAAUUCAAAUGACUAUUGGUGGUCCAAGUGGUGCUACAACUCAGAUUGGACCAGUUAGUGGCCAGUUAAUUAAUAAUGUAGGGCGGGGUGCAGCCACUAUGCAACCGCGUGUGCCCUCUCCUGGAUUUGCACGACAGGGGACACCUACACCUACUAGUGCCUCGCCGGCCCCACCUUUGUCUGCUCCAAAUAGUCAGCCAUCACCAGCAUUUGUAUCUCCCUCACCCUCAUCCAGCAUGGUACCCUCACCAGUUGCAGGGGGUAACAGCGGCGGCAUGGGUCGAGGUGCAAGUCACCUCGGAGCUCCUUCUCCAAGUGGGAUGAUCAACACCCCUGGUCAGUCUCAGCAGCCUUCUCCAGCUCCUCAGUCUAUAUCCAGUAGCCAGGUGGAAGAUGCUGCAUACAGGGAGAAGGUACGUCAACUCCACAAGUAUGUAGUUCCUUUACGACGUAUGAUACAAAGAAUUGGAAAUGAUGAUGCAGAAAAAACAAAGAAAAUGAAACAGCUUCAUGACAUGCUGCAAAAUCCUCAACGACGAAUGCCAAUGGAAACAUUGUUGAAGUGUGAAAUAGUUUUAGAGAAAUUGGAAAUUAAUCGUGAUGCUGAGACUGAAGCACCGGUGCCACCAAAUAUGGAGACUUGCAUUGCAAAUGUGGAAGAGUCUCUGACCACUGUACUAAAGUCCCCAUGUGCUGCUCAUACUUUACACCGCACAGUAUCUCCCGCUCUGUCAGUGUUGUUGGGUCCAACUUACGUCACUCACCCAGUCAAACACUUUAAACGAGACAACCCUCUUCAACCUCCACCAGAGACACCAAAUAUUAGUGAUAUUGUCCAAGGUGAAGUAGCUCGGCUUAAUGCUCGCUUCAGAGUCAAUCUGGAUUGCCAGAUGCCACCUGGAAGUGAUGAGCUGACUCUCAUUUGUCAACUUGAUGACCCCAACCUACCUUGCAUCCCUCCCAUAACCCUUACAGUUCCUGCUAAAUACCCAGAGAAACCUCCACGGUGUGACUUGCUGUCAGUUGAUUAUGAAACGACAGAUUUCUUAAAAAGCAUUAGAGAAAGUAUGCUAGUAAGACUGCAAAAUAUGCCUCCUCACUGUAGCCUCACCAUGAUGCUGCAUAGCUGGGAGAUGAGUGUACGUCAAGCUUGUGCUCCAAAGUCUUCAAUGACUUCAGCAAUAGCCAGUGCUCUAUCAAUGAAUAGUGCAUUUUAGGUUCAUAAAGGCUUCUUUUUAAAAAUGCACUACAGCUGAACAGUUCUUAUUAUACAGGUUGCUUACUUCUGAACUAGGAUGUACAGUCACCCACAAAAGUCCUGUCUCCUCUCCUGCUGUUCACGAACUCCGAGAUUCAGACUCAUGAACCCGAAGCAAUAGACACUGAUGCAUUAUUCUGUUCAUAAAUGCUUCGGCUUCACGAGUCUGAAUCUCGGGGUUUGUGGUUCAGGAGGAGAAGUGACAGGACUUUUGUGGGUGACUGUACCUAUUACCCAUUUAUGCAAGAUAUCAUGAUACCAAUCACCCUUUCCUCCCUGCCAAUCCUUUGCCUUAUUUUUUAGGGUAAUUGAGUGUAAAAUUGGCCCUCUUGGAGCAAGGAGGCCUAAAGUGAGCAGAGCUCCCCUGUCAUUACACUUAUGCCAAGGCAUAUCUUUAUUAGGGUAAUAAGAAUCCAGGAUCAGCACAUCACUCAUUCUUAUUCCUAGCUGGCUGCUAUUGAGAGUAGAGCUUCUUUUUAUACUCUCCCUUGGUUGUUUCUACACAAUGUCAAGUGUCAAAGCUCCCUUGGGACACUAAAGAGAUACCCAGAAAGAAGUACAGGAAGGUCCCUCUUAGCGAACCAUAUGUAUUCCUGAAAAAAUGUUUGUUAGUUAGAGUUUCUUUUUAGUCAGUGGGAAAGGGGGCUGGGAGGUAAGCAGGGAGACAUGUUGUGUCAAGCUGAGGAAGCGUCUGGCAAAUUGUUACAAAAUGGUUGUCUGAUUGCUCAGCUAUGUCACCAUUAGUGAGAUGGCUAAGGAAGGGGAGGGAGUGUGUGUUAUUGUUUAGUUCACAGAGUUCUUUAAGCUUACCAUACUUCUGACUGAUGUUGGUCUGCUUCAGGUGUUGCAACUUGGUUGGGUAGUGGGACUUUUUUGCCGUGUUUAUUUCACAGAUGACUUGGUUGCAAAGGGAUCUAUAGCAGUUGUGGUCAUUGAGAUAAAAGGCAUUGUCUCUUUGUUGCAUAAGUCUUUUGAUCUGAGGUGUGAUCCAGGGCAAGUCAGCUGGGUGUAAUCUGACAGACUUCUCCGGGAAGAAGUGGUGGUGAGCUUCCGUGGUGGUUUAAUUUAUCCAUUUGGUGUCCACAUCAUCCACGCUAAGUACUUCAGUCCAGGGAUGGUGAACCAUCCACUGCCCAAAGAGACUCACUGCAGUGUCAGUAAUUGGCCUGUAGGGUCAUGAUGUAGGGUCCCUGCACUUGGCUGGUAGUGGGAGCUGGAGACCAGAACACUGAUAGGUGUGUGCUACACCCGAUAGGAGGCAUUGGUUGAGGAGAUUGGUAUUGGUCCAUUAAGUCAGUUAAGAUAGGGUCAAGGGCAUUUUGGCCGUGUGUGGGGAAGUUCACAGCUUGUGAUAGUAGCAGCUGGUCCUGGAUAUCAGUGGUGUAAAUUUCAUUAUAAUCCCUGCAUAGUACUAGCAUGGCAGGGUAUGUAUGUACAGUACAGUGGUCCCUCAGAUAACGAACGCCUCGGUUAACGAAAUUUCGGUUAACGAAUUACCUUCCAUAAGAAUCUUCAUUUCGGUUAACGAAA
Molecule: messenger RNA, 3505 nt
Organism: Homarus americanus (American lobster)
Lineage: Eukaryota; Metazoa; Arthropoda; Malacostraca; Decapoda; Nephropidae
Product: mediator of RNA polymerase II transcription subunit 15-like
Exons: 3
Coding region: 189-1934 (581 amino acids)
Biological process (GO): regulation of DNA-templated transcription
Molecular function (GO): transcription coregulator activity
Source: RefSeq, a predicted model, not a curated record